Rana temporaria (common frog) is the source of this 3889-nucleotide messenger RNA. RefSeq lists its product as uncharacterized. The record is from RefSeq and is a predicted model, not a curated record. NCBI's taxonomy places the organism in Eukaryota, Metazoa, Chordata, Amphibia, Anura, Ranidae. The transcript has 32 exons. The coding region runs from base 82 to 3585 and encodes 1167 amino acids.
UACUGACAGUAUAUAAACUCACUUGGAGGCUACAAGUUUCACAGUUCUCCCAAAAACCAGGGGAAGAACAGACAGAGCAUCAUGAGGACCAGAAUCCUAUUGAUGUUGAGCGUCCUCAGUGUCUUCAGUGAAGAACAAGUGUCUUUUGCGUUUCCCAAUCCUAAUGAAAACACACUCUCAAAACCAUCAGUACACGCAUCCUGUUCAACGAGUGCGAGAAACCUGCAGGAAUCUAUUUUAAUUGUUCAGUGUCCAUCUGAGUGCCAAGUGAAUGGACGAACUGUUUGGGGAACUGAUGUCUACACAGAUGAUUCCUCAAUAUGUAAAGCAGCUAUCCAUGCUGGAAUUCUGGGUAAUAAUGGAGGACUGGUGACAGUGGGAAAAAGACCUGGACAACAGAGUUACAGUGGAUCAGCAAGGAAUGGAGUCACAACAAUCAAUUAUGGAUCUUGGCCUGGGUCAUUUGUAUUUCAUGGUUCCCCAAAACCACCAACUCCUAAACCUACAGAAGUACCAACCCAAAAACCACCAGUAAAUGGAUCCUGUUCAACUAGUGCCAGAGAUCUUCAGGAAUCAAUUUCAAUUGUUCAAUGUCCAUCUGAGUGCCAGGUGAACGGAGGAAUUGUUUGGGGAACUGAUGUCUACACAGAUGAUUCCUCAAUAUGUAAAGCAGCUAUCCAUGCUGGAAUUCUGGGUAAUAAUGGAGGACUGGUGACAGUGGGAAAAACACCUGGACAACAGAGUUACAGUGGAUCAGCAAGGAAUGGAGUCACAACAAUCAAUUAUGGAUCUUGGCCUGGGUCAUUUGUAUUUCAUGGUUCCCCAAAACCACCAACUCCUAAACCUACAGAAGUACCAACCCAAAAACCACCAGUAAUUGGAUCCUGUUCAACUAGUGCAAGAAACCUGCAGGAAUCAAUUUCAAUUGUUCAAUGUCCAUCUGAGUGCCAGGUGAACGGAGGAACUGUUUGGGGAACUGAUGUCUACACAGAUAAUUCCUCAAUAUGUAAAGCAGCUAUCCAUGCUGGAAUUCUGGGUAAUAAUGGAGGACUGGUAACAGUGGGAAAAACACCUGGACAACAGAGUUACAGUGGAUCAGCAAGGAAUGGAGUCACAACAAUCAAUUAUGGAUCUUGGUCUGGGUCAUUUGUAUUCCAUGGUUCCCCAAAACCACCAACUCCUAAACCUACAGAAGUACCAACCCAAAAACCACCAGUAAAUGGAUCCUGUUCAUCUAGUGCCAGAAACCUGCAGGAAUCAAUUUCAAUUGUUCAAUGUCCAUCUGAGUGCCAGGUCAAUGGAGGAACUGUUUGGGGAACUGAUGUCUACACAGAUGAUUCCUCAAUAUGUAAAGCAGCUAUCCAUGCUGGAAUUCUGGGUAAUAAUGGAGGACUGGUGACAGUGGGAAAAAGACCUGGACAACAGAGUUACAGUGGAUCAGCAAGGAAUGGAGUCACAACAAUCAAUUAUGGAUCUUGGCCUGGGUCAUUUGUAUUUCAUGGUUCCCCAAAACCACCAACUCCUAAACCUACAGAAGUACCAACCCAAAAACCACCAGUCAAUGGAUCCUGUUCAACUACUGCCAGAAACCUGCAGGAAUCAAUUUCAAUUGUUCAAUGUCCAUCUGAGUGCCAGGUGAACGGAGGAAUUGUUUGGGGAACUGAUGUCUACACAGAUGAUUCCUCAAUAUGUAAAGCAGCUAUCCAUGCUGGAAUUCUGGGUAAUAAUGGAGGACUGGUGACAGUGGGAAAAACACCUGGACAACAGAGUUACCGUGGAUCAACAAGGAAUGGCGUCACAACAAUCAAUUAUGGAUCUUGGCCUGGGUCAUUUGUAUUUCAUGGUUCCCCAAAACCACCAACCCCUAAACCUACAGAAGUACCAACCCAAAAACCACCAGUAAAUGGAUCCUGUUCAACUAGUGCCAGAAACCUGCAGGAAUCAAUUUCAAUUGUUCAAUGUCCAUCUGAGUGCCAGGUCAACGGAGGAACUGUUUGGGGAACUGAUGUCUACACAGAUGAUUCCUCAAUAUGUAAAGCAGCUAUCCAUGCUGGAAUUCUGGGUAAUAAUGGAGGACUGGUGACAGUGGGAAAAAGACCUGGACAACAGAGUUACAGUGGAUCAGCAAGGAAUGGAGUCACAACAAUCAAUUAUGGAUCUUGGCCUGGGUCAUUUGUAUUUCAUGGUUCCCCAAAACCACCAACUCCUAAACCUACAGAAGUACCAACCCAAAAACCACCAGUAAAUGGAUCUUGUUCAACUACUGCCAGAGAUCUUCAGGAAUCAAUUUCAAUUAUUCAAUGUCCAUCUGAGUGCCAGGUGAACGGAGGAACUGUUUGGGGAACUGAUGUCUACACAGAUGAUUCCUCAAUAUGUAAAGCAGCUAUCCAUGCUGGAAUUCUGGGUAAUAAUGGAGGACUGGUGACAGUGGAAAAAACACCUGGACAACAGAGUUACAACGGAUCAGCAAGGAAUGGAGUCACAACAAUCAAUUAUGGAUCUUGGCCUGGGUCAUUUGUAUUUCAUGUUACCUCAAAACCACCAACUCCUAAACCUACAGAAGUACCAACCCAAAAACCACCAGGUAGCCUCUUGUCAAAUAUCACACAUAACUAUGUACAAGCAACGUGUUCAACUGCCAUUAGAGACCUACAAGAUUCUAUCGCAUUAGUCCAAUGUCCAUCAGACUGCAUGGUUAAUGGAAGAAAUGUCUGGGGGACUGAUGUCUACACUGAUGAUUCCUCCAUUUGCAAAGCAGCUAUCCAUGCUGGAAUUCUGGGUAAUAAUGGAGGACUGGUGACAGUGGAAAAAAACCCUGGACAACAGAGUUACAGUGGAUCAACAAGGAAUGGAGUCACAACAAGCAAUUAUGGAGCUUGGUCUGGAUCAUUUGUAUUCCGUGCUUCCUCAAAACCACCAAUUUCUAAACCUACAAUAGUACCAACCCAAAAACCACCAGUACAAGCAACCUGUUCAACCACCGCUAGAGACCUUCAAGAUUCUAUCGCACUAGUCCAAUGUCCAUCGGAUUGCACAGUUAAUGGAAGAAAUGUCUGGGGAACUGAUGUCUACACCGAUGAUUCCUCUAUUUGCAAAGCAGCUAUCAAUGCUGGAAUUCUGGGUAAUAAUGGAGGACUGGUGACAGUGGAAAAAACACCUGGACUUUCGAGUUACACUGGAUCAACGAGGAAUGGAGUCACAACAAACAAUUAUGGAUCUUGGACUGGAUCAUUUGUAUUACGUGGUACCUCAAAAACCCCAACUCCUAAACCUACAAAAAUAUCAACCCAAAAACCACCAGUACAAGGAACCUGUGCAACUACUGCUAGAGACCUAACAGGAUCUAUUACAAUGGUUCAAUGUCCAUCGGAUUGCUUGGUGACUGGACAGAACAUUUGGGGAACUUAUAUUUAUACAGAUGAUUCUUCCAUUUGCAAAGCAGCUAUCCAUGCUGGAAUUUUGGAAAAUAAUGGAGGACUAGUGGCAGUAAAGAAGAUACCUGGUCAAAGCAGUUACAGUGGAUCCAGCAGGAAUGGAAUCACAUCAAAUAACUAUGGAUAUUUUUCUGGGUCAUUUAUAUUUUAAAAUCUAGAAGAACCUGAAACCACUGAAUCCACAGAUGAACAAGCACAAUUGAAAGAGUUAAUUUUAGGGUGAUAAGAAGGGUAAAAAAGACAUGGCUGAAUAGUUAUGGGUUUAACCAGGGGGAUUAAAGUACCCUAAUGAUGACACAGCAAAACAUUAUUUUAGGAAGCAGUAAGGAUGCCAAGCCAAUGAUGAUAGUGCCCCAUAUGCUCCUUAAAAUAAUUAACAGAAAAAGGAAGCCAUAAAAUGUCCUUUCAUCAAGGCUACAUUGCAAAGAAUAAUAAUCUAAUAAAGCCCUCCCCCC